Molecule: messenger RNA, 1221 nt
Organism: Lotus japonicus
Lineage: Eukaryota; Viridiplantae; Streptophyta; Magnoliopsida; Fabales; Fabaceae
Exons: 2
Coding region: 1-1221 (406 amino acids)
Source: RefSeq, a predicted model, not a curated record
AUGUACUAUAUUUCUAAAGGUGAGCCUAUAUGUCUGCCGUUUCUGCUUUUCAACUAUUUGAAGGAAUGCGUUGAGAAGUCAAGGACCACAGCUACUGAGAACAAGAGGUCAAUUUCUUACAUUCCUUAUGGAAGGUUGCUUUCAGACAUCUUCAUCCAGAAUAAACUAGUCAAGACCUUGUCAGAGCAUGGACUUCAUGAAGAUAUGGCCAUGUCCAUUAGCGAUGCUCUCAAUGGGACCAAGUUGAAAAGAAUGCAAAUCAUGGAGAAAGUCCAAGUUGAGCCCACAGAAGACACAUAUGAAGAAGUUCGUCAGAAGAACUACCCUAUUGAUGAUUAUCCUCUCUGGUCCAAGAAGGACAAUCCAGCAAGCAUUCUGGAAUAUGUAAGAAAGCUCAGAAGCAAUGGAGAUAAAAUCACUCUUGAAGAAUUUGUCAGGACUCUUCCUGACAGUCCUCCUGAAAUGCCAACAAGGAGAGCCAAGAGAACAAUCAACAAGCCUUCAGAUCCCAAAGGCAAAGGGAUUCUGAUAGGGAAGACCAAGAAAAUAAAAGCAGCAUCAAAGUCUGUAGUCAUCAGGGAACCAGUUCCAGAAUCCUCUCCUGAAAGAACUCCAGAAGAGUCAUAUGAGGAAUCUCAAUCUGAUGAUUCUGAGAGCUCUAUGGAUUCUUCCUCUGGAACCCAAGAAGAAGAAGUUCCACCUAGAAAGAAUGUCAAGAGGAAAGCAAUUAUUGAAGAAUCAUCUGAUGAGGAAACCGAAGAUGAUGUUCCUCUGGUAAAAAGGCAAAGAAUUCAAACAACUCAAGUUGAAGAAGAAGUUGAGCCGGAUGACUGUGAGAUCAUUGAAAAUGUGUUCCAAGUCAUAAGGAAAUCAGCAGAAACUGAAGAAUCCACUGAUUCAGAUGUCGAGCCCAUAGGCAAGAGGCUGAAACUGCCUCUGAAGGGUCCACUUCAGAAGAAGGAGUCACGACCAAAGCAAGCAUCUGAAAAGAUCUCAGAAGUACAAAGAGAAAGGAGAUCAAAGACAGCUUCAGAUCCUGCAAGGACUGCUAGACCCACCAGAUCCACCUUUCUCAGAGAAUCAAGUAAGGAACUUACUAAAAGCAUUAAUAUAGAUUCUGCUUUAGUAGUUAUUCCUGAACAACAUCUUCCAACUUUGAAGAUCAACUCCAAGAUGCUGCUGAAACUUCCUAUGUAUCCUUGUCCAACUAUUCUGCAGUAA